Molecule: messenger RNA, 1846 nt
Organism: Galendromus occidentalis (western predatory mite)
Lineage: Eukaryota; Metazoa; Arthropoda; Arachnida; Mesostigmata; Phytoseiidae
Product: REST corepressor 2
Exons: 6
Coding region: 95-1447 (450 amino acids)
Biological process (GO): regulation of transcription by RNA polymerase II; negative regulation of DNA-templated transcription
Cellular component (GO): transcription regulator complex; histone deacetylase complex
Molecular function (GO): transcription corepressor activity
Source: RefSeq, a predicted model, not a curated record
GCCUGAGAGUGCUGGUUGCAUUACAGUGCGAGUGGUGUUUCACUUCGGACGGGUUGUGUCGGUUUUCUCUGCUGUCAGACUUUUCUCGACAACGAUGGAUAAGGUGGAAACUCAGGCUCGGAGGAUGGUUCUUGCCAACAAUGGCCAUCAUGGAGACUCAGACGACGACGAACGGGAGCGUGAGAACGUGAUCCACAUCGGCCAUUGCUAUCAGGCGACGUGCCCAGAACUGAUAUCAUCGACGGAACCUUGUCCUGCUGCGAUGCCAGAGAAGGCUCUGCUCGUGUGGAAGCCUGAGAGCAACAUGUCUGACAAUAGUCUCGAAGAUUAUAUCUGUUUAGCCAAGGAGAAGUAUGGCUACAACGGAGAGCAAGCCUUAGGCAUGCUGUUCUGGCACGCGUAUGACAUCGACAAAGCUAUCCACGAUUUGCCUAAUUUCACUCCUUUGCCAGACGAGUGGACGGUUGAGGAUAAAGUACUAUUCGAACAAGCUUAUCAGUUUCACGGGAAGAAUUUCGCCAAAAUUCGGCAGAUGCUUCCCGACAAAUCGAUUCCUUCUCUUGUAAAAUAUUACUAUUCCUGGAAGAAGACCAAAAACAGGGUUUCGCUCAUGGACAGACAAGCUAGACGGUUGAGACACGACGAGCAGCCGGAAGAUGGAGAAAGCGGAAACGCCACCGAGAACGAGUCGGAUGUGGACGAGAAAGACAUCUGCAGCAACUGCAAUCAGAACGCUCCGCACGGUCUCCACAACUCCCCGAAGGGCAGUCUCUGCUCAAACUGUAAUCAGCAUUGGAAGAAAACCGGGAUGCUGCCAAAGUCGGGUGGGCUCUCGAAGCACAUUGUCGGACUCGGUGGAGGGAACGGUGUUACCGGGGCCGAUCUGAAGAAGCAAAAGAAGCCCCCGAAAGGAAUGUACCUGAACUAUCAGGACUUGAUGAGCAUUGCGUCUGGCCCCACGGGACAGGGGGAUGCCAUCCUCAAGGGCCUCGAUUCUGAGCUCUGCUCAUUGAAACGUCAGGUUCAAUUGAACAAAGCUGACAUUUCGAAGCUCAAAGACGAAACUGCCAAGGGUAUCGAUCAUUUGCGACCUCCAGAGACUAAUGGUAAGACAAAUCCUCGAUGGACCAACGACGAAAUGCUCUUGGCCGUUCAAGGCAUUCGCAAGUACGGAGUGGACUUCAAAGCGAUCGCUGAGGUCAUUGGCAACAAAACCGAAACGCACGUCAAGAGCUUCUACGCGAACCAGAGAGACCGUUAUAAGCUCGACAACGUGCUCUCCGAGUGGGAAGCAGAAAACGGGAUCUCACCUCGAACCAAUGAGAAACCGGAGAGCGAGCGUGACGUGCCCAAAGUAGAGACGACAUCGCGCAGUGCUUCGCCGGGAAUCAAAGCCGCGAAUUCGCCGGGAUCACCUUCGCCAGCGAAGAUCAGUAAACUUACUUGAAGACUUCGCGCUGUCCAUGAUAGUCUCGGCAGGUUCGGUCCGUUUCAAAUGACAAUGAAGCGUCUGCAUUCUUAUUUUGAGGAGGUUCGGGAAGAACCGUCGACCAAAAACGUCGUUGAUGCAGAACCUUGUCUCUAUUACGUCAACGACAUGAACACAUUUUGAGCACCGUCAUUCCUAAUCUAAUAUUCAAGCAUGUUAGCGGAGAAGUAUCUGUUCUCGAGGUUUCGGAUCUACCGAAAAUAAUUUGUUAGAGAGCGGGCCAUAGAAGUCGUCAUGAUGUUGAAGGUUGUUGGGAGCAUUGUUGGGAUUGGGCUCAUACGAUCGCAACGAAACAUUAAGCAGCGGAUGAACCAGAGAUGAUGGGGGACCGUCUCAAUAAAGCUACAUUUAUUAUAA